AAAGUCAUCAAAUGUGAAACAAGGAUGACAGAAAACGUGAGAUAGAAACAACAAAAAGUUAGGUUUUGCAUUGAGAUAACAGUUUAGCAAGUGAGCAAGUACCAGUGUCAUUUUAUUAGUGAUCACAGUGACCCAGUGUUCUUUUUUUGUCAUUAGAAAGCCAGUCAAUUUUAAUUUAAAAAUAAAAUCCCAGUGCAAUAAAGAUAUCAGUAUGUAUUAAUAAAACGUUAUAGUCUACUUAAUAAAUAUUGGUUUUGAGUUUUUAAUAAAUUUAAAUGCAACAAUACAAAAGUUUUUUCUUAUAACGGCACUUAUAUGGGAAACAUUUUCGAAAGGACAAAUAGGUGACAAAGGCUAAAAUGACUGUGGAGAAGAGUAAAGGUACGGAGAAGAAGGCGCCGGCCACGAGGAAGGUGGCACCAGACGGAGGCUGGGCUUGGAUGGUGUGUUUAGGUGUUAGUUUAGUUAAUUUUUCAACACGUUCUCUUGAACCGUCUUUCGGUCUACUGUUCAAAGACCUUCUGGAUGAUCUCGGUGUACAUACGACCGGGGCCUCGGUCAUCGCCAGUACCCUGGAUUCAGUCGUUAACUUCUCAGGGUUCUUCGUGGGACCAGUUAUAAAGACCUUCUCAUACAGAAAAGUUUGUUUUGUCGGCUCCCUGAUAUGUGCCUUGGGACUUUUAUUUACAGCGCCAGCAAACAGUAUGGGUCAUAUAUUAGCUACAUAUAGUAUUAUUGGAGGUUUCGGAGUCGGUCUUGCCUCGUCAUCGUCCUUCGUGUCACUUAACCAUUAUUUCUCGAAGAAGAGAGGUCAAGCCGUUGGAUUGUCUAUGGCCGGGACUGGUUUUGGCCUCAUGGUUAUGCCGCAGUUAGUUAAAAUUCUACUUGGAGAGUUCGGCUUUAGAUGGACUGUGGUCAUUCUGGGAGGGUUGGCUUUCCACGCGGUCCUUGGUUCUUGUUUGCUACAACCUAUUAAAAGACAUUUGAAAGAGGAGCCUGUUGACUGCGAAAUGCAACUAGUCAAGGAAAUGGAGUGUAUUAACGAGAGUGAUGAGGAAGCGGAUGAUAAAUUCGAAAUAAAUCCUCUAGUGAGUCAUCCUAUGCCGAAACUCCCUAAGCAGCGAUCCCAUACAAAUAUGAACCAUCCGUCCGUAAGAACUAUAGGCCUGCCGAGGGCGAAAACCUACGACAAGCCGCUACAGGACUUCGAUAACCAGAAUACUCCCGGCUUAACCACCGCCGCCUCCGUGGCUGCCAUGCAGAGAGUUAUCUCAAGCGGGAGUAUGAGUGAGGCUGUGAGAAAGAGGAAAGUGUCUGUGAUAUCUAAUAUAUCCAAUAUGGAUUUUACUGGAAGCUACCUUCAGUUGUACAUUGAUGCAGUCGAUGAAGAUACAUUACAAAUGAAAUCAAUAAAGAAGAAUGAACCCGAAGAGAAGAAAGUCGGUUUCAUAAAGAAGUUCAUAAGUCUUAUGGAUUUAGAUUUAUUAAAGGAUUGGUCGUUUUUGAACCUUUUACUUGGUCUUUCCCUAUUCUGGAGUGGGGAGCUUCAGUUCAGAAUGUUGACUCCAUUCUUUAUCAGGAGUUUAGGUUAUACGAUGAAUGAGACUGCGUUUUGUUUGUCAAUGACGGCUAUUACUGAUAUAUGCGUUCGUCUCGUACUGCCACCGAUUUUUGAUAGAACCAACAUCACUAAGAAGAUGAUAUUCUUUAUAUCCGCCUUCUUUUUGGCUGCGACGAGAUCUGUUCUAGCGGAACAAUCUGAAUGGGUGCCAUUGAUGAUAUGGUUGUCGAUAUGCGGUUUCUUCCGUGGCAUGUGUCUUAGUAAUUUCACUCUAACCAUAUCCGAAUACUGCCCGUUGGAAAAACUGCCGGCCGCUUUUGGUCUGCACAUGGUCAGCAAAGGUGUUUUCGUUGUCAUUAUAGGACCGUUAAUUGGUUAUGUGAGAGACUAUACCGGCAGUUUUGCUACAUGUAUUCACGUACAAAACGCCCUUAUAAUGUCAUGCGUUCUCGUCUGGGGUAUUGAAUACGCGCUGGCAUUCACAAGGAGACGAAAGGUUGUUCAGAUAUAGCUUUAUACGUUGUACUUAUUUUGAUGAGAUGUCUACUUUUUUUUUUGAUAGAAUUCUACUCAGAGAUCCUAACCUUGUAGACCGCCAGUGAGAUUCGUUUCACUUGUGAAAGAUUCUGCUUAGUCAGAAGAUUUCCACUAAGCUUAUAGUGACAUUUCAUUGAUUAGAUUUAGAUGUUGAGUAAUUAUCAUAAUGCCACUUAAAUAUUAAUUUACUUAAUAGCAUAAAUACUAAACCAGUAGAAAUUCCAAGUACAAUGAUGUUUUAUUGUUUUUGAAUAUUUUAUUUUGGUACUUAUUGUGAAGGAAGUUUUGUUAUUUCUUAUUUUAUUUUAAUAAUAAUAAAAAAAAAAAAUGGGCUCGCCUAUUAUAAUGUGAAACAAGGCUGAGCACAUGAACUUAUAAAAUAUAAUAAAUUUUUUUAAUAGGGUUGUACCUAACUUGUUAAUGAAGUUCCAUUAAUAUAAACAAGAACUUAGGCAUAUUUUUUUUUAAUGACAUAUAUUUUUUGCUUUUUAAUUGAAUAUCCGAGAUAAGUCAACGCUGCUGUAAGCAGACACAUACUUAAUAAAUACAAUGAAAUCUUUUUCUUUGAAUUUUUGCAACUAUAUACAAUUAAAAAUGCCAAAUAUAUUACUUUAGCACAAAUCCUUAUACGAACUAAGCUCUUAAAUGACAAGCAGUAAAGUAUAAAUAUUUAGAACAUUAUUUUUUUUAUAUAGAAAUCACUAGAUUUCAUAUUUUAAAGUUUUUUAGAUGACUGUAGUUUUGAAAUGUUUACUUAAUUUUUAACUUAGGACUUGAAUAGACCCGUUCGGACUGCUGUUUUACUGAUUGUUGAUCAUUAUUCAUUAUUGUGUACUGAUAACAAUUAUAGAAUGAUAAUUUCAAGAAAAUUUAGAUUUUAGAAAAAUACACUUACUGAAAGGAAAGUCAUCGUAAUCUUUUUUAUAUAACACACCCUGUAGAUGUUUUUAGUAUAGUACGUGUAUUAUUAUAGCGAUUUUUUCUCUGUUAUAAAUUAUAUGAUUCCAUAGAAAUGUAUUCAUCAAUUGGAAUUGUCAUUCAGGAAGAAUCCUCUUUCGUUUUGUGUAUAAAAAACAUUGUUUUAAAAUGUCUCGUGCCAAGUUUUAAUUUCCAGGCUAAAGCCCAGUAUACACUAUAGUUAUAUUGUCUGUUCUAUGAUUCCAUGGCAAAAACGAUGUAUUUCUAUAAGUCUUGAAACUGUUUAAUUAAAAUUAAUUGUGUAUAGUGACUUCGAAUAAACAUAUUUUUUUAUCCUAAUAUCGAGUUUCAAAAACAUAGAUAUAAUCUGUGUUGUGUACACUGGGCUUUAUUUUUAAAUGAAAUUUGCCAAAAUUUACUCUAUAUAUAUAUAUAUUAUGUUUACACAUUAUUCUGUAUUUUUUUUAAUUCUGGUUAUAUGACAUUUGUUAUAAGUAUAAAUGUUUCGUUAUCUUCGACAUCCUAGUGUCACAGUAAUCCUAUUUUUACGUCUUCCAAAAUUAUUUAAGCUUCCAAAUCAUUGCUUUUGAUAUGUGAUUUAUGUGACCAAAUAAUAUACCUAACUUUUGAUAAAAUCAUUAUUAUACUUAAAUGAAGCGUCACAGUGUGGCUCAUUUGUGUUAAUUAUUUUAUCUUUAUAAUACACACAGAGCUACAUUUGAAUGUAAUAUUGAACAUUCAUUGUCUCUGUGAUUAUCACGAUUAUCCUUUGUCUGUACUAAAAAUGUUAUAAAUAAUGAAAUGUGUGUGCCAAUUGUAUAUAAUAAUAAUUGUACUGAUUUAUAACCAGCUUUUCUAUUCGCCUGUUAUUCAGGUAAACUAUCGCUCUAGUUUAAGUGUAUGUGUUGGAAGCCAGUGAGAAAUUUAAAAUAUUUUUUUUUUUCAAUUAAAUCGGUCCGUUAUUUUUGUGGGUGUCUUUAACUGCACAAUAAGACUAGUGACUGUAUACUAACCUGUCAAUAUUAAAUUAGAAGCUCUCUCAAUUAAUCAGAAGUGUCAAAGUGUAUAAAACUUUUAUUUUAAUGCAUUAUUAUUGUAUAGGGUGUGGCCCCCAAAUCUAUUUUCAAAGUAUUGUGAUCUAUAACGUACGGAUAGUUUUUUUCAGUAGUAUUACAAAAAAAAAAUAUCUUUUUUAUAUUUAGUGACACUAAAUUUGAUUCUGAUAUUCUCGCAUAUUGGAACCCUAAAUUGCUAUCUGUUAAUCAAAGAACCGCUGUUUUAGGGGCCCAAUGAUAAUCAGCUUUUUUUUCAAUUAGAAUUCUAUUAAAUCCUUUCAUAAAUAUGUUACGUAGAUUAAAUGAAGGUUUAUUUUUUGACUAACUAGCCUUGUUACAUUUGUAGAAAUUAAAUAUUUUUGAUACAAUCAUGAAAUAUGUAUAACAUAUCAGCUGUUCUUGACAUUAUACUUAAACCAACGUCAUGUGAUGGCGCGAAUUUUAGAAUUCUUUAAAUACAUUAUCCUAUAGAAAAUCAAUAAUUUUUUUUCUUUCAAGCAUUUUGUUCAGUGUGCAUGGUACAAGUUUUCAUUGUCACAUACAAAGCGUUUCCCGCAUCUCAUGCAGUACUCUUGGAACAAUGACGUUAUUUAUGAAUGUAAAACUGUGAACGCUGCGUUUUGUGACGAUGUCAGCUCGGACUAAGCAUGCUUUCUAAAUAUUUAUGUAUGUUAUGUUGUAUUACUGCGAUUGUUUUAAUUAUUAUUAUUAUUAUAUCACGUAAUGUGACUGUCGUUUUGUGUAUGAAUGACUGCAUAAAUGACAUGAAAAUUUUAAUCUUGACUUUUAUAAAAAAAUAAUAUCUAAUAAAGUACUUAUUGGUUACCGA
Danaus plexippus (monarch butterfly) is the source of this 4900-nucleotide messenger RNA. Its product is annotated as monocarboxylate transporter 9. Gene Ontology annotation, biological process: transmembrane transport; monocarboxylic acid transport. The record is from RefSeq and is a predicted model, not a curated record. Gene Ontology annotation, molecular function: monocarboxylic acid transmembrane transporter activity. Bases 360 to 2072 code for a protein of 570 amino acids. Lineage: Eukaryota; Metazoa; Arthropoda; Insecta; Lepidoptera; Nymphalidae. The transcript is spliced from 8 exons.